AUGCUCCAUCGGGCUUGCUAUCUGUUCUAUUUCACGUGGAUUGGAAGUGCCUUCACGGGGGCAUUUACGCUGCCUCCUCCAAUUUUUAGCGCAAGAGUUACCCCCACAUUUUCAUCGGCCGUCUAUUCUUCUUCUGCCGCCACGGAAGAAGAAUCUGCCGUCAAGAAGACUACUAAGAAACGACAAGAAGACUAUGCUCGGGGAGCCGCUCUGCUGCUGGAAAAUGUGGCCAUUUCACGAGGACCAGCCCAAAUAUUAAAGAGCAUUGAUUGGCGUGUGGAACCUCGGACCAAAUGGGCAUUAAUUGGAGGCAAUGGGUCUGGAAAAUCCACCCUGCUGAAAGCUGUGGCGGGAGAAAUCCUGUACGACGGAGACAUUCAUCUGGGCGGUGGGGAUAUUGGUUAUCUCCAGCAAACUGCCGUCAGUGGAUCCACCAAGACAGUCUAUGAGGAAGCCGCGUCUGGAAUGGUAGAAUUGCAGAAGGCCAAGGAUUAUCUGGAACGUAUACAACAACAACUUGCCAAUGCGGAUGAUGAUAAUGGUCAAGACAAUGAGAAACUGCUCCAGGAACUGGACCGAGCCAACACACUAUUUGAAGCAGCCGGUGGAUACACACAAGAACAAAAGGUUGCCACGGUUUUGAAAGGUCUGGGAUUUCAUGACUUGGAUAUACGCUGUGAUGAGUUGUCAGGAGGAUGGCAGAUGAGAGGAAAUCAUCUGGAUGCCGCUGCUAGAAAGUGGUUGGCCAAUUAUCUUGCCACCUACGAUGGUGACGGGACAAUGCUGUUGGUCACUCACGAUGUACAGUUGCUCGAGUCUAUGGAUCACAUUGCGGAAAUUACACCCACUGGCAAUCUACAAGUCUACAAAUCCUGUACGUACCCUCAAUAUUUGGAAUUGAAACAGCAACGAGCGCUGGCAUCGCGGGCAGAAUUCGAGCGCAAUCAGGUAAAGGCAGCCAAACUGCAAGGCUUUGUAGAUAAAUGGGGAGCAUCCGCUACCAAGGCAUCUGCGGCUCAAUCCAGAGUCAAACAACUCGAAAAGAUGGGGCGAGAGGGAUUGUUGGAUGAGCCGGAUGAAGCAAUCGUGGCGGAGCGGUUCAAACCGACACUGGUCUUGCCAGACCCUCCGCGCGCUAUCGGAGACACCUUGUUGGCUCUCAACGAUGCAUCGGUUGGAUACGACAAUGACAAACCCCUUGUGGAAGGGGUCAAUUUGGAAAUUGUGAGAGGAAUGAAAUUGCUUAUCCGGGGUCCCAAUGGAGCAGGGAAAAGCACAUUGCUUCAUUCGUUGAGAGGAACACUGCCUCUGAUUGAGGGAGAGCGGACCAAAAAUGCACAGCUUGAAUUGGGUGUUUUCACUCAAGACUUGGCCCAAGAGCUUGAUGGUGAAUCGAGGGCCGUUGACAUUGUCACACAGUAUGCCCGAACCGGAUUUGACGUCACUAUUUCGGAUGAACAAGCCAGAGGUGUCAUGGGUAGGUUAGGGCUGACAGGUGAAAAGGCGUUGCGCAGAAUCAAAGAGCUGUCAGGAGGCGAAAAGGCGCGAGUUGCUUUGUCAAACUUUUCCAUCAAACCAUCAAACUGCAUAUUGCUGGACGAAGUGUCAAAUCAUUUGGAUCAGGAAUGCGUGGAGGCACUCAGCGACGCCCUGACCGAUUGGGGCAAAGAUGAUGGGGCUGUUGUGGUGAUAUCUCACGACAAAGAAUUCUGUUCCAAGGUGGGUUUCACUCAUGUCGCCACGGUCUCAGAUGGCAAGUUCAAGCUAGAACAAAGAAGCAUGAGAAACGACGACUGGCAAGUAGUCAGAACGACAUUGGGUGAGACUGACAAGGAGGGAACCGAAACAGGGCAACCAGCCAAAGUUGAAGUCGAUCCAGCAAUUCGAAAGAAGUUGUUCAAUGCACCUAAAAGAAUAUCAAAGUUGGAGGAACUGCUAGAAAAGACCGAGGAAGAAAUCGCGUCUCUGGACGAAGAGAUGUUAGCCAACGGGAGUGACGUGGGAAAGCUAGUCGACCUAUCCAAGAAGAAGGAAGAGCUGGAAGCAAAGGUCGAAGAGUACAUGGAGGAGUGGGAAGAGUUGGAGAUGCUCCUGGCAGAAUCACAGUAG
Seminavis robusta is the source of this 2109-nucleotide messenger RNA. The record is from the annotation of a GenBank genome assembly. Lineage: Eukaryota; Bacillariophyta; Bacillariophyceae; Naviculales; Naviculaceae.